Messenger RNA from Dendroctonus ponderosae (mountain pine beetle), 1766 nucleotides. RefSeq names its product transcription activator MSS11-like. The coding region runs from base 52 to 1710 and encodes 552 amino acids. The transcript has 3 exons. NCBI's taxonomy places the organism in Eukaryota, Metazoa, Arthropoda, Insecta, Coleoptera, Curculionidae. The record is from RefSeq and is a predicted model, not a curated record.
AUUUAAAAGCUACAUUAUAUAAAUUCCAAACUGUGAUAAACACUUGUUAGUAUGUCGGUUAUAUUCCAUACAUGUAGACGCACCAUGAAGGUUCCAAUUCUAAUUCUUCUAGUCUGCGCUGGGAUACAGUGCGAGUUGCCACCACCAUAUUUGCGCCAAGACUUCAGGCCGAGCCCUCAACAGUACCAACCAAUAAAAACAAUCGAUGUAAAAAUUCCCUCCCGACUCACCAUUGAGCAACUGAUCAAGCUCACUGAACAGCUACAGAAUUCUCAAGAACGGGUCGUUAACCGGCCCCAGAAAAUCCAAGUCAGUUUCGAGCAAAACUCCUACUUGCCACCCUCCAGGCCUGCUCAACAAACCGUCAAUUUCCAGCCACAGGACUCCUACUUGCCUCCAUCAAAAACUCCAGGGCAGCAAAGCUCAUAUUUGCCACCCGCCAGGCAACCUGAACAGAUCUACAGACCUCCAGCCCAGUUUCGACCUCCGUCUCAGCCUCAGAAUGGGCAGUCGUUCAGACCUCAGAACAAUCAAAAUAUUGAGCUGGCAUUCGCACCUCAGAGGCCACAACAUCAAUUCCAGACUCAGCAACCAAAUUUUGAAAGACCCCAAAAUCAAUUCCAGAGUCAGCAACCAAAUCUUGAAAGACCUCAAAAUCAAUUCCAGACUCAACGACCAAAUUUUGAAAGACCGGAAAAUCAAUUCCAGAGUCAGCAACCAAAUCUUGAAAGACCUCAAAAUCAAUUCCAGACUCAGCGACCGAAUUUUGAGAGACCUCAAAAUCAAUUCCAGACUCAGCGACCACAAAACCAAUAUACGCCCUCUCAAGGAUUUAGACCUGAAGGGACAAACCAGAAUCAAUUUUCCCCAGCUCAGACCGGUUUUAGGCCCUCCAAUCAAUAUGGAGCGCCUCAAAACUCGCCCGAAAAGCUGCAAAACUCACAGCAGAGUCUCCCUCAAGCCACUUAUGGAGUACCCAACAGGGAAACUUCUGGAUCCGUUAAUAAUCAACAGAAGCCGCCUGCAACGAACUACGGGGUGCCAGAUGUUAGACCACUUGAGACACUCGACGAACAACGAACGGAUGAAGAAGUGUUGAGGCAGAAAGUGUUGGAUGCGCUCAAGAAGCAACAAUUGCCCUACAAGCCGGCCUCUGGAUUUAGGCCGGAUAGUGUAAAUCAGCAAUAUUUGCCUUCUGAGGGUGAAGGAUCAGUGGGACAGUCUCAGACGCCUUUUUCUGGAAACCGUCCUCAAAAUAGGCCUGCAGCGGAAAAUCCAGGUCAGGCAAAUAAACCCGCAACAGAUAUUGGGCAGGGAUAUUUGCCCCCUAAAGGCGUUGCUGAGGGUGGAUUCAAUUCCAGGCCGUCCACAGCAAGACCGCCCGUUACUGAAUCAUCUCCAGAAAGUGUUGAUGGAUUAAGCCAGCCGGACCAGGAACCCAAGCCUCAGCAACCAACAGAUAACCCCUUGAACCAGGAGGGAGCGGAAGCAGGUCCAAAUAUUUCCAUAGCGAAUGCGGUGGCAGGAGGAGGCAACUUUUUCUACCUGCAACAGCCCGAUGGAAGAUUGCAGAAAGUCGUUUUGGAGAAGACCAGAGAACCCAACAGCAAACCGGAGGAAUACGUGGCUAAUUAUUACUUCCAGAACAUCCAGGCUCUGCCCAAUGUUGUCUACACCCCUUUGGUCACUUUGGAUUAUACCCAACAGUAAUGGGAUUUAACUUUAAAAUAUUUAGAAAUUAAGUAUUUAAUAUAAUUAUUAUUAAA